Molecule: messenger RNA, 843 nt
Organism: Suricata suricatta (meerkat)
Lineage: Eukaryota; Metazoa; Chordata; Mammalia; Carnivora; Herpestidae
Product: cyclin-dependent kinase 1-like
Exons: 5
Coding region: 525-794 (89 amino acids)
Biological process (GO): mitotic G2 DNA damage checkpoint signaling; G2/M transition of mitotic cell cycle; protein phosphorylation
Cellular component (GO): nucleus
Molecular function (GO): ATP binding; cyclin-dependent protein serine/threonine kinase activity; RNA polymerase II CTD heptapeptide repeat kinase activity
Source: RefSeq, a predicted model, not a curated record
AGCUGGUUGGACUUGACUGAGUGUUGUCCCAUACCGUUUUAUUAAGGAGCUGUUUCCCCUGUUUUGGCGAUUCUGCUUCUUCCGCCAAUCCCUUGGUGGUGAUUUGGGUUUCCGGCUCGUGGCAAACAGCCGUGGCUUGGAUUUCAGGGUCCCUGGCACCUCGCACUGAGCUCUCCAGGAAUUAAAAAGUAUAAUGUCUUCUGUGGUGAUGCAAUGUCUUCUGUUCCUUGCACCAAAUCUCACAAAAGCCCCAAGCUGGACUGGUCUUCAGUGUCUGCCCUGAGGAUAAUCAUCAUGAGGGGACCACAAUUAGGGAGAAACCACCAGUUGGGCACUUUCUACCAAUGCUCUGUGUUGUGCUGCAGAAGCAGGGGGAGGGACCUGCCAGGCAGAAUAAUGGCUCACAAAUAUCACCACAUAUUAAUGAUCACAGGUUGUGGGUAUGUGACCUUAUCUGGCAAAAGGGACUUUGCAGAUAUGAUUAAGGCUAAUAAGCCGGGAUCUACUGUAUCUACUGAUUAACUAUGGAAGACUAUACCAAACUAGAGAAAGUUGGAGAAGAUACCUAUGGAGUUGUGUAUAAGGGUGGACACAAAACUACAGGUCAGGUGGUAGCCAUGAAGAAAACCAGACUAGAAAGUGAAGUAGAAGGGGUUUCUAAUACUGUAAUUUGGGAAGUUUCUCUAUUAAAAGAACUGCAUCAUCCAAAUAUAGUCAGUCUUCAAGAUGUGCUUAUGCAAGAUUCCAGGCUAUAUCUCAUCUUUGAAUUCCUUUCCAUGGAUCUCAAGAAAUAGACUCCAUCCCUCUUGGUCCAUUAAUGGAAUCUUCACUUGUGAAGAGUUG